UCUCGUGUCGUGGAAGAAUGGCAGCUGUCCGAUAAAUCUGUAGUGCUUGUGACCGACAAUGCGUCGAACAUGAUUGUUGCUGCUCAAGUUGGAAAAUUCCCUCAUGUAAAAUGCUUCGCCCAUACACUGAAUCUCGCAUCCCAGCGGGCGCUGAAAGUGGCCACGCUCUCCAGGCUUUUAGGCAGAGUGCGACGAAUAUCAACAUUUUUUCACCGCAGCACUACAGCAAACCACUGUCUGAAAGAAAAACAGAAAUGUCUUGGCCUGAAGAAUCAUAAGCUGAUAACUGAUGUGACAACAAGGUGGAACAGCUCAUAUGACAUGGUCGAGAGGUUCCUAGAACAGCAACCUGCAAUCUCUGCCACAUUGUUGUCUCCAGAAGUCAGAAAAAGUGAGUCAGAUCUCUGCACUCUCAACGAAACAGAUGUGUCAAAUGCAGAGGAUGCUGUGAGUGCAUUAAAGCCAAUGAAAGAUGCAACCACACUGAUGUCAGAAGAGCGCAAUCCAACUGUUUCUCUCAUUGCCCCUCUAAAUGCACAACUGCUCCAGAACAUGACAGACACCAUGGGAGACACACCCAUGAUCCAUGAGAUCAAGAAUGCCAUCAAAACAGAUCUCCUGAAGAGGUACAGCAGUGAGGCAGAGAAGAAGAUACUUUAUACAGCCUCUGCCCUGGAUCCUCGUUUUAAGGGACUGCCUUUUAUUCUCACAGAGGAGGAGAGAUUGGAGAUAUACAGAGGAGUGACUGAGGAGGCUGCAUCCUUGGAGAUUGAGUGUACUAGUACAGUUACAUCUAGGAGGACAAACGUGGAUGAAGUACCACUGCCUGAGGGAAAAGAAACUCUGGAAGAAGAAUCACCCAUCGAGGAGGAUAACCCUUCUCCUCCCAAAAGAAAGUCCACAUCGCUGCUCAUGACUUUGCUGGGACAGUCUUUCACUGACACUGAAGGUACAAUAGAACCCAAGACCCCCUAUGCCAAGGCUGAAGAGGAAAUAGAGAAAUAUUGUAAAGCCCCAUCUCUGCCUCUCACUGAAGACCCUUUGAAAUGGUGGCAUGCACAUGAGGUCAUAUUUCCCCUCCUCUCUCAUUUGUCAAAGCGAUACUUGUGUAUCCCAGGUACAAGCGUGUCUGCAGAGCGGGUUUUCUCCACUGCAGGAGAUGUGGUAACGGCAAAAAGAAGCACCCUCCAACCAGAGCAUGUGGAUCAACUAGUGUUCUUACAGAAAAACCUACAUAUUCCAUAAUUCUGAGUAGUGAUUCAGGUUUAUAAUAUUAAUAUUUAAUUUCUUUUUGGCACAUCCAGAAGAAAGUGCUGUGUGCCCCACUGCCCAGUGCAGACUACUGUUAAGUUAUUUUAUAUUUGAUACUGUUAUAUAGCUUAUAGCUUUUUGAAAAAUGAAGCUUAAAACCUUGAGUAAAUCUUUGUUGGAUCACAAAAUAUACUAGUACACUACACGACACGACCGACCACGUCACUCUGUCACAGUCACACACACACACAAACAAUACAAAAGAAACAACACACAACUGCACACACCUCAUGUGUGCGUGUCAGUGUCACCCUUCACCAUGAUUCACUCUUUUUAUGAUGUGUGGUUUUUUUGGUAUUGUUUGACUGUGUGUGACUGUGACUGUGUGUGUGUUGUGUAACAAUAUAUUUGUGAUCCCAUAAAGAUAAUCAAAGUUAGUAAAUCUACUAGUAGUUCAAUGCUACUUGUUGUAUAAUGUCUAUUACUACUUCUAGUGUUACUGACGAUGUUUGCCAAUCAGGAAGUGCUCUGUUUUUUAGAUGUUGUGCUAUUGUUUACAGCACACCCCUGUAUUGUUUGCAAUGCAGUGAGUGCAUAGUGCAUAAGGGAUUAUUAAUAUUAUUCACACUAAAAAUUGUCUAUUUUAGAUAGACCCUUUAAGAAAGAUAUCAUAUGUUUUUGUUUAUGAUCCCAAUCCCAAAUGCCAUCCCACUCCCAGGCAGAUCUGUAGGGGUUAACCUAAUAUAACCAACCAGUUAACAAUAACAAUGUGUGUACUGUCUAACUGUCUUUAUGAGUGUGUGAGUGUGACUGUGAGUGAGUGAGUGCCAGUUUGAAAAGUUUGUAUGUAUCUAUCUAUGAGUGUGUGUGAGAGGAGUGUAUUAACUGCCUUUGAAUGUUUUUGUUUGUAUGUGAUUGUGUGUCUGUCCCAGUGUCUAAGUGUCUAUGAGUGUGAGUGUGACUGUGGCUGACUGGCUGUGGUGCCUUUGAAUGUUUUUGUUUGUGUGUGUGUCCCACUGUGUCUCUAGUGUCUGGGUGUCUAGUGAGUGUGACUGUCUAACUGUCUAUGAGUGCACUAUGCAGAGAGUGAGACUGAAGCCAAACCACUAUAGGGGAAGGAAAAGCCUUGAGUAAACCUUGAGUAAAUCUUUAUUGGAUCACAAAUAUACUGUACACUACAGACAGUACAGCACACACAGCACACAGUGCCACACACAACAGCACAAUACAAAAAUAAAGCACACACACCUCAGGUGAGUGGCGUGCCACCCUUUCUUCACCAUGAUUUACUCCUUGAUGUCUGUGUCCUUUUUUUAUGUAUUGUUUGUUUGUGUGUGACUGCUGUGUACUGUUCAGUGACAGACUCAGUCACUGUUCAGUUGUGUGUAGUACUGCUUUAACAGUAACUAAUAACUAACUAAUUAUAUUGUGAUCCCAUAAAGAUAAUAUAAUCAUCAAGAAGAAACUGUAGUUAUAGUAGUUCAGUUCAAUGCUACUUGUUUUAAAUGUCUCUCUCUCUAGUACUAUUGUAAGUCUGUAACUGUGUAAACUAAUUGUAUAUGUCACAAUCACAUGUGUGUUGUGUGCACACUCUGUGCUGUGUGUUGUGUUCCAGAUUCUUCACGUGAUGUUUGUUUGCCACAAAUUGACAGUCAUGAAGGCACAGUGGACUGCACCUGUAAUUUUGUACCUAUAAGGGAUUUAUGUUUUGUUUUCUGAGGACAAUUUUCACACAAAUAAGGUAUUAUGGUGGUAACUUAAGCUUAACCUAUCUAUUUUGGUUUUAAUUUAAUGUCUAUUAUUAUAUUAUUAUUACUAAGUAAGUAAAGAAAUUAAAUUAAAACCAACAUAGAUAGGUUAGACAUUUAUUUGUUGUUCAUGUUUCUUUACAAGUGUAUAGUGUACUUACUAUAUAUAAAAUAUACAUUUAAAUAUUUUCUUUUAUUGAAGAAGUACACUGUGAGCACUGCACUUUUUACA
Messenger RNA from Bombina bombina (fire-bellied toad), 3231 nucleotides. Its product is annotated as E3 SUMO-protein ligase ZBED1-like. Bases 70 to 1245 code for a protein of 391 amino acids. Lineage: Eukaryota; Metazoa; Chordata; Amphibia; Anura; Bombinatoridae. The record is from RefSeq and is a predicted model, not a curated record. The transcript is spliced from 2 exons. Gene Ontology annotation, molecular function: protein dimerization activity.